UUGCAGUCUAAGGGCAGUUCCGGGCUAGGAGAAGCCUUUGCCGCCCUCACCAACUUGAUCCCUAACCAUAAGGAACUACAAGUACCAGGGUCCUUUGCGGCCACCAUAGUCAAGUGGCCAGUGGAAUUGGCCCAGGAUGACAGCUGGAGAAUGGAGUCAGUUUUAUCCAAGUAUGAAAAUCAGAUUACUAUUUUUCCUGACUACUUAGAAGAAUUUCCAGAUACAGAUGAGUUGGUAUGGAUCUUGGGGAAACAGCAUCUCCUUAAAACAGAAAAAUCUAAGCUGUUGUGUGACAUAAGUGCUCGCCUAUGGUUUACAUACAGAAGGAAAUUUUCACCAAUUGGGGGAACGGGCCCUUCAUCAGAUGCUGGCUGGGGAUGUAUGUUGCGCUGUGGACAGAUGAUGCUGGCUCAAGCCCUCGUCUGUAGACACUUGGGAAGAGACUGGAGCUGGGAGAAACAAAAAGAACAACCCAAAGAAUACCAGCAGAUCCUACAGUGCUUCCUAGAUCGAAAAGACUGUUGCUAUUCUAUUCAUCAGAUGGCACAAAUGGGUGUAGGAGAAGGGAAAUCAAUUGGUGAAUGGUUUGGACCAAAUACAGUUGCACAGGUGUUAAAAAAACUGGCUUUAUUUGAUGAAUGGAAUUCCCUGGCUGUUUAUGUUUCAAUGGAUAACACAGUGGUCAUCGAAGAUAUCAAAAAAAUGUGCUGUAUCUCUCCCUUGAAUGCUGGCCCAACUGGUGAGAGCUCUCUUGACUCUCUGAAUGCUUCCAACCAGAGUAAGGGUAUUGCUGCCUGUUGCCCAGCUUGGAAACCCCUACUGCUCAUUGUGCCCCUUCGCCUGGGUAUCAACCAAAUCAAUCCUGUCUAUGUUGAUGCCUUCAAAGAGUGUUUUAAGAUGCCACAGUCUUUAGGGGCAUUAGGAGGAAAACCAAAUAACGCCUAUUAUUUCAUAGGAUUCUUAGGAAAUGAACUCAUUUUCUUGGAUCCUCACACAACCCAGACCUUUGUUGACACUGAAGAGAAUGGAAUGGUUGAUGACCAAACUUUCCAUUGCCUGCAAUCUCCACAAAGAAUGAACAUCCUGAACUUGGAUCCUUCUGUAGCAUUGGGAUUUUUCUGCAAAGAAGAAAAAGACUUUGAUAGCUGGUGUAGCCUUGUCCAAAAGGAAAUUCUGAAGGAAAAUUUAAGGAUGUUUGAAUUAGUUCAGAAACAUCCAUCACACUGGCCUCCCUUUGUUCCUCCUGCUAAGCCAGAAGUGACAACCACUGGGGCAGAAUUCAUUGACUCUACUGAACAAUUAGAGGAAUUUGACCUGGAGGAAGACUUCGAGAUUCUGAGUGUGUAAUAUAGUGAGUGGGGAAUCGACUUAGAAAUCUGUCUUCCAGCUGGUACCAGAAGAACAUGAACUAAUUACAUAAAACUUUUCUAGUCAGCAAGUGCCUGAUAUGCCAACAACAUGCAAACUUGAUACCAAUCAUAUCUGAGCCAAUUAUCACUUAUCAGAAACAAACACCCCCCCCCCCUUUCCAGAAAGAACUAGAACAAUCAUGGAAUCUAGGAACAGAAAGAUUAGGAGUUGUCCUUUGAGUCUCAGCUUGUCUUACAUGGCCACGAAUCUUCAGCUACUGAAAUAAGGAAGUGGACACUUGGAAGGCAGAGGAUUCCCACCUUGCUUCUAGCACCAGCAGAUAAGAGAUGGUUACCCUGUGCUUCUUCACCCUUUUAAGGUGUAACCUCUUUUUGGCUAAAUACUAAGAAGCAAUCUGUAAUCUGUUUUCUUGUGCUAAUAAUAAAGUGGCUGUGUCAGGGGAAAAAA
This is a messenger RNA of Erinaceus europaeus (western European hedgehog), 1818 nucleotides long. It is a transcript of the gene ATG4A, whose product is annotated as autophagy related 4A cysteine peptidase. NCBI's taxonomy places the organism in Eukaryota, Metazoa, Chordata, Mammalia, Eulipotyphla, Erinaceidae. The record is from RefSeq and is a predicted model, not a curated record. The transcript is spliced from 13 exons. Gene Ontology annotation, molecular function: protein-phosphatidylethanolamide deconjugating activity. The coding region runs from base 151 to 1347 and encodes 398 amino acids.